Strongylus vulgaris is the source of this 618-nucleotide messenger RNA. Lineage: Eukaryota; Metazoa; Nematoda; Chromadorea; Rhabditida; Strongylidae. The record is from the annotation of a GenBank genome assembly.
CAUGUUGCUAACAAUGCACAACUCACAAAGGAGCUCUGCGAUUUCAGAAAUCAUUACGGCAUCCGUGAUGACUUCGAGUACCAAAACUUGUUCUGUCGCCGCCUUGCAGAAAACGAUUUCAACUGUCGGCAGUUAUUCUAUGCCAACAGCACCGUCAAAGAUUUUGUUCAACGUAACAUGGCAAAUGUGUCGAUACAAAAUGCGGGUAUGAAGAUGUUCAGCCGAAAUGAACAAAAAGUUGAAGCAACACGGUUUCGCCUUUCUCAGGAAGGUAUCCGUCACCUUCUUCCUUAUAUGGAUAAACAGAUAGUUAAAAUCAACCAAGAUGACAUGCUAAAGAUUUUGAAGACGGAAGAAACAAUGAUACCGCUGGAAUCUCUUCAAUGUAAAGACGCCAUACGAGCACAAAGCCCAGGAAGCCUUGUUUUAUACACGGACCGCGCGGAUCCUGUUUGCACAUGGGUUGGAUACCACACAGUAGCACCCUAUGUGGGGAAAGAAGAGCGAGUCCACAUGUUGCGCAUGAUGGGAGUCGACUGCUCGGAAAUCGAAGAAAUGAUGAGAUCAAAACGGAAGCAGAAGGUUAUUUCCUUUUUUUUUGCCUCGCCUUGGGUAUAA